Haliotis rufescens (red abalone) is the source of this 6037-nucleotide messenger RNA. RefSeq lists its product as uncharacterized. The record is from RefSeq and is a predicted model, not a curated record. Lineage: Eukaryota; Metazoa; Mollusca; Gastropoda; Lepetellida; Haliotidae. Gene Ontology annotation, molecular function: carbohydrate binding; chitin binding. The transcript has 20 exons. Gene Ontology annotation, cellular component: extracellular region. The coding region runs from base 145 to 3846 and encodes 1233 amino acids.
CAUCUCAGCUGUGGCGUCGUCAUGCCCCCAUAAUGACAUGUACAUGGUAACAUUAGUUUUACGGUCUGAGGUUAGGCAAGGGCGGACUCAGCCCAAACCAACAUAUGCGCUGAAGAAACCAACAGAUGAAGUAUCAGUAAUCGGAUGGCUGCUGUCGGGUUGUGGUGUGUUACGAUGGUUCCUAUGCUGUUCUUCAUUCAAGCCAUCAAUGGCCUGAAGAACGGCUAUGUGAGGGAGUUGAACUAUAUGUGUAAACCACGACCAAAGGCAGGAUUAAUGGCCGUGCCUUGGGACUGCAAUGGAUUUGUGCAGUGUAACCAUUAUUUUGCAAUAUGGACAAACUGUGCCACCAGCUUAGUGUUUGACCCUGUGCAACAGACCUGUGUGUCCCCUCCCGUCUCAGGACCAUGCAGAUAUCCAGAAGAGAGAGCUAAAAUGUUCUGCCCUGGAAUGCCUGGGCUGAAGUUCCUCCACCCCAAGAGCUGCGCCAUGUUCUACGACUGUAGCCAAGUGGUACCCCAGUUUGGUCUCGGCCUGUAUGAGAACGAGUGCAAAUAUCCCAUGCUGUUUGACAAAUAUGAACUCGUGUGCAAGGAGCCAGAGAAUGCUAAAUGCGGAGACAGUCCCAGGACUCGUGAUAAAUGCUCCUACCAGCUGGAGUGUUUGGACGAGGCGUGUAGAGGUCUUCCCGACGGCAAGAACCCUGUGGUGGGAAAACUCUUCCUCCCGGAGUAUCUGGAGUGCGCCUCCCAGCUCGUGGUGUCCCGAUCUGCCUGCACUGGGAGCAUGGUGUUUGACCCGGUCGACCUUCAGUGCUCAGAGGAUGUCAAAGCGUCGAUCACCAAGAUAUGCGAGCGGCUCCCGGGUCUGAAGUUCCCUGCGUCUACGAGCUGCUCCAAGUACUACGACUGCAGCACCGUCUCCUGGAACUCCGCCCUCGACCCCUACCAGAGGGAGUGUCCGUACUUCCAGCUGUGGGACCCCAUCACCUUCACCUGCAGCCAAUACACCAGUGUCACCUGUGACGGCAGGUUCCAGCCCAAGGCGCCAUGUGACUACACAGUCGGGCAGUGUGCCACGGGCACCUGCAUUCCGUGUGAGGCCACGUGUGUCGGAGCCAUGGAUGGGAAACUCGCCUUUCCAGGCAACAACAAGAAAUACAUUGAAUGCAAGGACGAACGGACAAUCAGCAUCGACAACUGUGCCGGGAACUACGUCUUCUGGGAGGCCAGAGGGGCGUGCGUGGACCCAAGCAUCGUGCCAUUGACGACGACGAUCAUGACGACAACUUCUGAGGAAGCCACAACUGUUUCUGCUGCCACAACCAGUACUACUGCAACGACAACGACUACUACAACAACUGAGGCAACAACAGCUCCUACCACGACUGUUACCACGGAAACUACAACUACAACUACAACCACGGCUGCGCCAUCAACGACAGUUACUACUACAAUUACCACAACUACACCUACUGCAUCUCAAACAACUACAUCGAUGACGACACCAACGUGUACCACCAACGACUGUAUCAGAGACAAUAGGAUAGCAGCGCUGGAAGAUUUCAAACGGAAAACGGAGUUAGCCAACAAAUACUGUUUUCCUCCCCCAAGCGACCAAUCAAACAGAAUUGUCUCCCUUUCCUAUUCUGCGGGUGUCACAAGAGCCUCCUACGCAUGCUCCACCGGAUAUUCAAUAUGUGGAGUUGCUGCCAUUGGGACAUGCAAGGGGGACCAGUGGAAACAACCCCCUAGCCGGUGUGUAAGGAAUGUGUGGGGCCCGCCGAUGACUGUCUCUGACGUCCAGGUAGGAUGCCCUCUGACCCCCUGGUCCAGGAUUCAGGUGGUUGGUGUCCUCGGCAGCUUCAACUCCACGAGCUUUAAUCUGAUGAAGGAGAAUGACUCACUUCUUGAGGUGACCUUCACCUUCGUGGAUUCAACGCCACCUUGCCGCGUGGAGGUCAGUCGCACGGCAGCUUCAAGUACUGUUUUUGAGGGGUCAAAGGAAGUUGACCUUUAUCCUGGCGAUGACCUUGACCUAAACGUGCGGUUGGGAAUGAAUGAAUAUUUUGUGUUUAUUAAUGACAUAAACAUAGCAACUGUACCCUACGUUGACCAACCGACCACAGCUGACCGCAUCGUGGUGGACAGCGGAUUGCAGCUGGGCAGUAGACUAGAGAUAUCCAACUCAAACCUUCUGCAGCUGGAAACGGACGGCACCACCGCCAUCGACCUCUCAACCAAAGGCUACAUCGUCGACGGCAACUUCUUCACCUUCGGAGUCGAGGCAUGUGAAGACGUCACCGUCACCUUCAGCCUGUCGUCGUCAGACUUCGAUACCAUCACCAUCAACCUCGGCAGCAACGGUAACACCGUCUCCACCGUCAGAGCUUGCAGCACAUGUACGGUGAUGACCAAGAGGCACAGUCCUCUUGUGUGUGGUCAGUCCAGGCAGUUCUGGGUUUCCCUGUACAGCAUCAACCCUGUGAAGGUCAAUGUUGGAACAGGUUUUGUGGACAAUCGUUGGGCCAAUCUGAUAUUCCAGGGUGCUGGUUACCGACCAACUAGUGACUUGGGAGAAGGUGUGUUUCAGAAAGUUACCGUUAUGUCAAACAAAGGCAAAGCACGAUGGAGUAUAUCUCAGCCGGACAUUGAGCGGUGUGGCUCGCCACUUCCGAUGCCGAACAGUAUUCCCCUUCUCCUGCCGGAAACUGCCGAGGUGCAGUAUCGGUGUUCGGAGGACUUCGCCUUUUGCGGAACCUCGGAUAAGAUGACUUGUGCCAAAGACAAUCUGUGGAAGGGGCUGAUGGGAACUUGCGUGAAAUCCGUUUAUAAGAAUAUUCAGAAGCCACUUCCCGGUCGGUCAGCCAUGUUGACGAUGAAAUGCAGGUUUUAUGAGAGUUCCGCCGUGUCGCUCCACCUGAUGAAAGGAUCUGAGAAAAUCACAAUCAAACUGAUUGACCUGGCAGGAGACAUGCAUCUUGUGAUGACUAUAUUUGAAGGAGGGUUCGGAAUGCACACUGUGAAGGGCGGGGUGGAGAUGAACGCUGUGAACACGCCCGGGGUGUCCUUCACGACAGGGGAGGAGAGACACGUCGUUAUUUACAACUCCGACACCGGCUUUAAGAUCUACGUGGACGGGCAGCUGGCGGGGACGUACAAUCACACGGACACGGCUUGGAAGAAGGUGAAAAUGGUGGAUGUAGACGGCUUCGAGAUGAUGAAGAUAGCGGAGGUGGCACCAACAGUGUCCGGGAUGCCGACCUGCUCACCCCCAACGCGGAAGGGCAACAGUACCGUGGUGGCGGAGGACCUCACCCUCGGGGCCAUGGCAGCGUACGAGUGUGUCCCUGACUUCAUCUUCUGUGGCGACACCCCCACCAUCACCUGCUCCAGCGACGGCAGCUGGAGCGGCGGGCAGGGGUCAUGUGUCCAGACCAGAUGGUUGGUCAACAAGGUUUUCAACGAGGAAGAGAUGACGUUCAGGAUCCCCCUGUGUCUCUACACCAACUCAGGGACGGUGACGGUCAAGGUCCAGCUAGAACUCAAGGGAGGCCCGUUCUACUUGGAGCUCCGGCCACACCACGCUGGCUAUGACCCCCACAGACUGGACAUCACGGAGGGGGUGGGGAACCUGAACGUCGCCGUCACCCCAGACGCGACUGCAACAGACAUCCCUUCUUCAGAUCUACUUGUGACAUUCACGUUUAAUAUUUCUGCAGAUCAAAUAACUUAUUCGCUGGGGACGACGGUCUUCAAGUCAGUACCCAUCACUUACUCCAACUUCGACACGCUAGCCAUUGGGAAGAAGGGCGUCCUACUACAAUCAGUAGACAUGCGCAGUUAAAACUGAUUGAAUUCUUCCUAUAAAUUAUUGUUUUGUAAAUAAUGUAUCAUGUUGGUUUCGCAAAUAACAAUAUAAAUCCCGAAGUUAUGUGGAAGAAAAUGAAGGGUUUUAAACACAAAUGUUCAAAUUUGUAACAAUACAGGGGAAAGCCGGCAGCGGUUCAACAAUUAAUGGUCUUGUGUUCUCGUUAUUUCACUGGCAAGUCUAAAGGCCUGCAAUGCGCCGUGCCUCGGUGUGUUCCUAAACCAUUCCCUUAUCCUUGGGUUCGUAUCCAAGGCUGGCCUUAAAGAUGAUCCUUGGUUUGUCAGCACCAUACCCAAACUGUACGAUUUCACCCAUACUGUACGAUUUCACCCAUUCUGUACGAUUUUCACCCAAGCGGUAAAUGUCUACGAUUUAAGACCUUUUUGGCUUGCCCCGUACUUAAGGCUAAAACUUUAAGCUAAAACGCACAUACGAGAACACACUUCUCCAAAUUUUACUGUCAUUGUGUACACUAGAGGAAAUGGUUAUCCGGUUUUAGAUACUACUCAAAACAAGUUAAAGAACACCCGAUUCUUUCAUAUCACCGUAGUUAAUCUGUCAUGACAUGACACACUUACGAUGGUCAUUUGAAAGAUUAGUGUUCUUUAUCUUCUUUUGAGUAGUAUAUUAGAUAACAAUUGAACUUGUUUUAUUUUUUAUGUUAUAUUUAAGAUGAGCAUGACUGUCAGAUAGAAACUUGUUUCAAUUUGACAAGUGAUGUCGUACUGACAAUAGCUUUAAUGACGCACGGAAUACAGCCUAAACUCGUCCGUGCACCAGUAUGCUUGUGUAUGCUUGUAUAUAUGAGAUGCCAGUUUGUCCUAGCACUAGACUGUAGAAAUAUCGGAUGUAGGCUAUGUUGGCAGAGAAAACCAGAUUAUAUAUUGCGAUCAUCAGAAAAAUGAUACCAAAUAUUAUUCAUUCCCUUCCAGAAGAACCCUCCUUGUGUCUAACGUAGCGUAUGAUGGUUCUGUAUCGUGAUAGAGCGGUUCAUAUAACGGUAACGUAGCUUAUGGAGGUGCUGUAUCGUGACAUAACGGUUCAUAUAACGGUAACGUAGCUUAUGGAGGUGCUGUAUCGUGACAUAACGAUUCAUAUAACGGUAACGUAGCUUAUGGAGGUGCUGUAUCGUGACAUAACGAUUCAUAUAACGGUAACGUAGCUUAUUGAGGUGCAAUACCAUGAUAUAACAAUGCCGUUGGAUAUUGUUCACAUUGUAGCUAUGCCGUUAUGAACAGUGAUUCGGUGUGAUAAUCUUACGCUUACAGGCCAACCGUAUUGGCAGGCCUGGCAAGUUGGUCCAAUUUGGAGCCAAUUCAAAUUUUAUGACUCACUACUUACACUGCACGUUGUCUCAUCUUGACACAGGUCACACUAUUUUACAGUCUGAACGUUGGCUGUAAAAUUAUCAAAGACCCCGUGGAGCCCAGUCUACCAUUAAAACUGUUUGAAAUAAAUGCAUCCACCUCGAACAUUAGUCAUGGGGCGCGUUGCAAGCCACGAAGCGCUUAGAGAAAGCAAAUUAAUCGCUCACCCGGGGGUCUGCAACAGUUCGAAGCGCUUGCCCACUCUUCCAAAAUGGCGGCGCAACUACCGCUUGGUUACCUUGCCCUAAUGAAGAACGUAAUAGUAGAGGCUUGAUGACGAGCUGAUGAAAUUUAUGACUGCUUUGAAGAUGUGGAGCAGACUGAUGAUGAUGGGGUGUUAGCUGCCUUUGCUCAUUUCCCCGUUGAUCAAGUCAAGAAUUUCUUGUUCCGCUGUCAAAGUCAGCCGCCAUUUUGGUUUGAGAAGGAAGCGACCUCGGCCAGCGAUUCUUUCGCUUGCAAGCGCCUGAAAGUUAGCGCACUGUUUUAAGGUGAAUCGCUGUACAUCGCUUGCAAGCGAUUGGCGCUUUGCAACGCACCCCUGGUCGAAAUGCUGAAAAAACCGUUGAAGCUUUCGAUGUCACCAAUUGGCUAUGUGAGAUCACAGUGACGUCAUAAUAUUGUACAAUGACGUUAUAAUGACGUGUUAUAAAAUGCUAUUUCCCCCACGUGAAAAUGCCCAUGUUAUUUCACUGAACUAUCUGCAUAUUUCCAUGACAUUUCGAGCGAUUGUAGUCUGGGGAAGUGUAUACACAAUUGACAGUGGAAGUAUUUUUUGUGGUACAAAUUCACAGAAUAAACAA